GAGAAGUUCAGUAUCCUUUGAGACUUCGCAAGGUGUAAGUCUGAUUGGACAGACGACGAGAAAGUGGUACAAUGUCUGUUAAGCAAAAGUUAACGAAGGAAGAGACAUUGCAGCUGAGGAAGAAACACAUUGGACCCUCAUGUAAGCUAUUUUUCCGAUCGGACCCGCUGAAGAUCGUGCGCGCAGCUGGCUGUUACAUGUACGAUGAGAAAGGAUGCAGGUAUUUGGACUGCAUCAACAAUGUCUGUCAUGUUGGCCAUUGUCAUCCACAAGUUGUAUCAGCAGCAAUUGAACAGAUGAGCGUCUUGAACACAAACAGCCGAUUCCUUCAUGAUAAUUUGGUUCUCUAUGCGGAAAGACUGACGUCAUAUUUCCCCGAAAAGCUAAAUGUCUGCUUCUUCGUCAAUUCUGGCAGCGAGGCCAACGACCUUGCAAUACGACUGGCACGAACGCACACGGGGAAGCGGGAUGUGAUCACCCUAGAUCAUGCAUAUCAUGGUCAUGUCACAUCUCUUAUUGACAUUUCUCCCUAUAAAUUCAACCAUCCCGGGGGAGAAGGCCAGCGUGACUGGGUCCAUGUUGCUCCAGUUCCUGAUGUGUAUCGAGGAAAGUACACAGACAAAGACUUCACAGUGGAAGAGUGUACUCAAAAGUAUGCAGAUGAAGUGAAACAGCUGUGUGACAAGGCUACCAAACUCCACGGUGGAGUCAGCAUCUUUUUCGCAGAAUCUAUGCAAAGCUGCGGUGGGCAAAUUGUUUACCCACCUGGAUACCUUCGUCAGGUCUAUAGCCAUGUAAGAGCAGCAGGUGGUGUGUGUUUGGCAGAUGAGGUCCAGGUUGGCUUUGGAAGAGUUGGUUCUCACAUGUGGGCCUUCCAGACGCAGGGGGAUGACAUAGUUCCAGACAUCGUAACCCUGGGAAAGCCUAUGGGCAAUGGCCACCCCGUGUCAGCAGUCAUUACAACAAGGGAAAUUGCUGAAAGCUUUGGAGCCACAGGAAUGGAAUACUUCAACACGUUUGGUGGCAAUCCUGUGUCAGCCGCUAUUGCAAAUGCUGUUCUCGAUGUCAUUGAGAAAGAAAAUCUGUUGGAUAAUGCUACAAAAAUUGGAAACUUCCUAAAGCAAGAAUUUAACCGGCUUAAAGGAAAACAUGCCAUUAUUGGUGAUGUACGAGGCGAAGGAAUGUUCUUGGGCGUAGAUUUGGUAAAGAACAGAGAGACACGGGAACCUGCCACUGCUGAGGCUGCUUUCAUCAACAAAAGAUUAAAGGAGCAAUAUGUGCUGCUGAGCAAUGAUGGCCCUUACAGAAAUGUUCUCAAGUUCAAAAGCCCAUUGGUCUUUGGAAUGGAAGAUGCUAAAGAACUUGUUGAAAAACUGGAUGCCAUCAUGACGGAGAUGGAAGCAGCAGAGAACAUAGUAGCGAAUGGCAUGGAGAAAUUGAUGGUGAAUGGUAACCAUGACCCCAAGCCGCAGCAGCAGCUCACGAAUGGUCAUGCGAAUAAUAUUGAUGCACCCAGUGAAAUUCAAGUUAAAGUGUGACAUACUGACCCCAGCGGCUGCAGCAGGCCAGUCUGAUGCAGUAAAUGUUCCUCCACAGCACUGUAUUGAAGUGUGCUCUCAAACUGACUUGAUAUAGAGUGAUUACCAUUUAUGUGAAGGGGACCAUUCCUGAGGGUAAGGGGGUCCAAUCGAAAACAUAUUAAUUAGAGACAUUUUGAGACCAGAUUUACGGGAACACUCACAAGGGGGGGGGGGAUGCCAGCAGGAAAAAAACUUAUUUCCACGUGGUUGAGCAAAUGUGCAACAGGAUAAUUAAUUAGGCCAAGAAAAAAAAUAUCUGCAUAAACAUCAGUGAAUUCCUUAUCCAACCUCGCGUUUUUUUUUUUUUUUUUUUUUUUUUAUAAAUUCACUAUACUUUCAUAAAAAGAAAAGAAAAAUACAAAAACACGGGCGUGAAUUUUUUUUUAAUUCCUCGCGAGGCUCGAUACGCAUUUCACCAGCUUUAUAGAAAUAAAACUAAAAUUAAAAUCGGUCAAGAGCUCCGGUACAUUUGAUCAUCCAAAGUUUAAAAAAAAAAAAAAAGUGUCGAAAAACAAACAAAAAGAUUGAUAUCUCUAAGUUUUUAAUUAUAAUACCUUAUUAUCAACAUAGAAAUUACUAUAAUUUCCAUCAAAUGCAAUUUGUUGCUCAAAGAUAUAGUCCCCUACUUUUAGAAACAAGCACAUGAAUACGAAUCCAGAUCCAAGACACCAUGACCGCUGUAUCGAAAUCCGGUGUUCCUUCUCAGACCUCUUGUUGUUUUCUUACGUGCAUACACGUUUAUUUGUAUAUGUGUGUAUAUAUAUACAUACAUAUAUAUAUAUAUAUAUAUAUAUAUAUAUAUACAUAUAUAUAUAUGUUUAGUAAAAGUGUGAACCUUUGUAUAUUUGUGCAAGAAUGCAUAGGCCUACAUGCGGAUGUGCAAACGUAUACAUUUAUGUUCAUUGUUAUCUGCAAAGGAGAAGCCUUAUAAUUUCUUUUGCUUCCAAUGUUUUGAGUGCGUCCUCCUCCUCCAGCCUACUCUGACGCGGAAUAUCUUUAAUUUUUAACAUAUAACUAGUCGUUUAACUACGUGGCCCCGCCUCAAAACAAGCAGAAAACGGUUAGUCAUGAGCAGAGCACUAGUUACGGAGGGAUCUGAAUUGUUUCUUUGUUCGUAAGAAAUAACCGUUCAGAAUGCGUUGAUAUUUAAAUAUAAAUAUAGUAUAAAUCGCCAUUAUUCGUUUGUCGUGAACAUUUCUUGUGAUGUACUAAUAGGUCAGUUAAUUGUAGGCCAAUAUAAAAAGAGCUUACACCAGUAAAUUAUAUCAUAUGAAGACUUUACAUUUAUUUUUCCUGUGUAUAACUAGUAAAAUAACUGCUAUAGAAUUAUUAUGUUUUAUCGAUUAUUUAGCUUCAAAUGAACGUGCAAACAGAGAUUACAUAGAAAGUCAACCGCGGUGGCCACACCUGCAAUUCUGAGAGGCCCGCUUGAUGCGGCUGGAGUGCCCAGCACAAGGACAUAUCUGCUCAUCACGAGUGUGUGUUUGUGGAGAAAAAUGCUUGUGACUCAUGCAUUAUCAUCGAACCCUAUACAUACCUAUAUGAUGUAUACAUCAAAAUCGAAUCAUAAAAAAAAAUCAUAGGAAAGAAAUUCGAAGACAUUUGAUUUUCCCCUUUUUUUCGUAUUAUAAAUUCUUCACUUCGGGAAGAAACUGUUAUAAUUAGACACUUCUGUGAUCCAUUUUAUUAGGUAAUAUCAAAAUAAAACGUGUCAUGUUCGCCUCUCUAAGGCAAGAGUGCAGAAAGGUGAAAAUCGCUGACACUGCCCGAUUUCUCGUCGCCGGCGUUCAUAUUCGCGGAGUCAUCUUCUACACUCGUACUGGGUGUUAUAACACAUUUUCCGCCACUCCGACCCAGCCCCAUCCAUGUUAAGGGACGGUCCCCUCAAAAGAAAAAAAAAAAAAGGAAAGGCAAUAAAAACGUGAAGUUUUCUCUAUUCGCUAUGGUAAAUUUCUCCAACAUUCCAGUUGCCUUUAAUAUUUUGAAUGCUAUAUCUGGUUUUCUCUAUUAUCUUUCAAGGAAUAUGCACAAGCAAAAAUUGGAUUUUUACAAUCAUUUGUUUGUAGCUAAUAAGUAGAUUGAAUGGUAAGCAUACAAAUUGCAUGUUAAAUUAUUUUUAAGGCAACUGUAUAAAUAGGAUGUUUUAUAUCAAUGCAUAUAUUUUGUAUAUACCAUUUAUAAACCCAAUGACUAUGUUGCAAAUUUUGGUGUAAAUUCCAUUAUUACUUGAUUAAAAAAUGCACAAUUA
Penaeus chinensis is the source of this 3828-nucleotide messenger RNA. Its product is annotated as 5-phosphohydroxy-L-lysine phospho-lyase-like. NCBI's taxonomy places the organism in Eukaryota, Metazoa, Arthropoda, Malacostraca, Decapoda, Penaeidae. The transcript has 12 exons. Gene Ontology annotation, molecular function: pyridoxal phosphate binding; transaminase activity. Gene Ontology annotation, cellular component: mitochondrion. The coding region runs from base 72 to 1538 and encodes 488 amino acids. The record is from RefSeq and is a predicted model, not a curated record.